AUGCAACCGGGUGAAAAAUACCAAAAGAAAUGGAGAGAGCAAAACCGGAGCACCACCAGAGAGAGCACCACCGGAGAAAUGGAGAGAGGACUGCUAGAGUGUUCCUCUUCGUCAAACUUGCCUUACUCGUCAGAGAAGAUAGGGAGAUGCGACUGGAUGGUAGACGACGAGCACAAGGGAUCUGAGAGAGAGAUCUGA
This is a messenger RNA of Ilex paraguariensis (yerba mate), 198 nucleotides long. Lineage: Eukaryota; Viridiplantae; Streptophyta; Magnoliopsida; Aquifoliales; Aquifoliaceae. The record is from the annotation of a GenBank genome assembly.